This is a messenger RNA of Gryllus bimaculatus (two-spotted cricket), 700 nucleotides long. The record is from the annotation of a GenBank genome assembly. NCBI's taxonomy places the organism in Eukaryota, Metazoa, Arthropoda, Insecta, Orthoptera, Gryllidae.
GUCCCAGCUCAGUCCAUUUGUGUGAACGGUCGGAGAAUGUUGUGUGCGUGAAGUGGGGUCGCGGGAACGUGCAUGUUGUGGUUUGUGGAACGGCAUGGGACGUUGUUUUGGUUAAAGAAAACUCCCUGUGAAGAGCCUGAAAUAGUGUUUGGAGUGAAUAAGGCAGCGUGAAAGCCACGUGUUGAGGUGGAUGUUUUACAACCGGCGUGCCUGAAUAGGUACAAAGUGACAUGUACGAAUUUCGCUGAGAAGUGGGACCACAUAACGGGUGUCUUGUUGCAACUUCGAACGUCAAAGUAGUGUCACUCAUGAAGAAAAUCACUUCAAUUUGUGGAAUUUAUAAAUAUGUUUGUUGUGAAAAUUCUGUGUUCGUUCAUUUUUGUGAAUAAAUGCUACUGCAGGUUGUGUCAAAGUGUGUGACAUCAUGUCAGCAGCACUGAUGAGGUCCGAGUGCAGGAAAUUUGCGCCGAACAUCUUCAAUAAGAGCAAAUGCACCAAUUGUUUCCGCCAGAAAGAAGAGCACAGUGCCGAGGCGCUGGAAAGCAACAGGGGGGCAUACAAUGUCUCAGCAGAAAAAGAUUCAGCCAGGCAAACUGAGGCGGCCCUCUUCGUCACAUUCCAGCUGCUGCAAUCAGCUGGCAGCAGCAUUGCCGGCCUCGCGAAGCAUAAUCGUAUUUUAAUUGCUUUUACAAGAACAUGA